Messenger RNA from Amoebophrya sp. A120, 844 nucleotides. The record is from the annotation of a GenBank genome assembly. Lineage: Eukaryota; Dinophyceae; Syndiniales; Amoebophryaceae.
AUGCAGAUCUUCGUCAAGACUUUAACGGGAAAGACCAUCACCCUGGAUGUGGAGGCUUCCGAUACCAUCGAUGCCGUGAAGGCCAAGAUCCAGGACAAGGAGGGGAUCCCGCCGGAUCAGCAGCGUCUGAUCUUCGCUGGUACAGAGCUGAUUUUGUUUUUUUCUAAAUUUCGAAAUUAUACGACUGCGUCAUUUAUUUCAAAGGAAGCUAAAUGAACCGCAGCGUAGUAGAUCGAACUAGAAGUCAUCCCAAAAACACCGUAUCUUUCACAGGUAAGCAAUUGGAGGACGGCCGCACUCUGUCGGACUACAACAUCCAGAAGGAGUCCACCCUGCACUUGGUGCUGCGUCUGCGUGGUGGCGUCAUCGAGCCGACCCUGCAGGUGCUGGCCCGUAAGUACAACUGCGACAAGAUGGUGUGCCGCAUGUGCUAUGCCCGCCUCCCGCCGCGUGCCAUCAACUGCCGUAAGAAGAAGUGCGGACACACCAACCAGCUGCGCCCGAAGAAGAAGGUGAAGUAAGUGCGCAUCUUGCACUACGUAACUCUUGUCGACUACGCUAUCAGAGGUUCUUGUGUGUAAGAAAACACAACGUUGGAAAAGACUGAUUCACAACUAACGAAACCACGAGACAAAACUUAAAUCGGUUUUUUUCAGCUAAAACGUCCUCAGAAAAAAGCUUUCAAGUGCGAGCCCUGCUCGUUGCUGCGCAUAAGAUUCCACGCGCUGCCCGGAGGUUUUGUUCGGAAAUUUUCAUGUCCAGUGCAGAGUCCGCUCCAGUGUGAAAGUAUCCGGAGGCGUGUAAAAUUUUCAUGUCCGCUCCAGUGUGAAAUUUUCAUGUCCGG